Pelagomonas calceolata is the source of this 3585-nucleotide messenger RNA. The record is from the annotation of a GenBank genome assembly. Lineage: Eukaryota; Pelagophyceae; Pelagomonadales; Pelagomonadaceae.
GCCUGACGAAGAGCUGCAAAUCGGUAGGCUCCCCGCUCCACUGCUCGCGCAUCGCAUCGGCGUGGGCUUCGGGUGUUCUCUGACACUGUUCGUACUCGAAACUGCGAGCGUGCAACAGCUGUCAGCGCGUUUCUAGCACCGGAGAGCCAAGCCAGACAAGCAACCAAAAUCAUGCGCGUCGCCGCGCUGCGCCGGUCUCUGGCGGCCGCGCCGAAGCCGCGCGAGGCCUGCGCGCCCUGCGCCACGCAAUCGCAGCGGGCCAAGUCGACGGCCGUCAAGCGCAUGCCCGCGGCGAGCACCGGUAGGGCUCCAUUAGUAGAGAAUGUGAGAGGCAGCAUCUAUGGCGAGCCCCAGCCCGUUCCGACGGAAUUCAGGAAUGUCGACGGCGAACGACUGGAGGACGGCCGCUACGCCGCGUUCCGGGAAGAAGCCACGCUGAGCGGCGCCGUGAAACCCGAGAACGUCUUCACGGACCCCGUGCGCACCUUCGCCUACGGCACGGACGCGUCCUUCUACCGGUUGAUCCCGAAGAUGGUCCUCAAGGUCGAAACGGAACGCGAGAUCCAGUCUCUGCUCAAACUCGCGAGAAAACACCGCACGCCGGUCACGUUCCGCGCCGCGGGCACGUCGCUGUCCGGCCAGGCCGUCACGGACUCUAUCCUACUCAAGUUGUCGCAUACGGGCAAGAACUGGCGGAGGCACGCCAUCGGCGACGAAGGGAAAACGAUCACCGUCGAACCCGGCCUCAUCGGCGGCGAGGUCAAUCGUUUAUUAGGAUCCUACGCGAAGCGCCACGAGAAGGACACGACGUAUCGGUUGGGCCCCGACCCCGCUUCUAUCGAUUCGUGCAUGAUCGGUGCGUCGCGGCGUCCUUGACUUCUGGCGUCGCGUCGACGGCGCCGUCGGGCUCGCAUAGAGGCGCCACGCGACGCCGUCGCCGCAUCACACGUUGCGUAUGGUGUCGCCUCGAGACGCGACUCGCCGCGAUCAACGUCUCACACACAACGCACGCAGGCGGCAUCGUCAACAACAACUCGUCGGGCAUGUGCUGCGGCGUGGCCCAGAACACGUACCAUACGCUGAAGGAUCUGAGGGUUGUGUUUGGGGAUGCCGACGCUACUGUGUUGGACACGUCCGAUCCUGAGUCUAGAAGAGUCUUCCAGCACGAGUCGCCUUUCGGGAAAUCAUUGUGUGAAGGCGUCUCGGCGCUAGCUAGAGAAGUGCAAGCCGAUGAGGAACUCACGGCCUUGAUCAAUCGCAAGUUCUCGAUCAAGUGCACGACGGGCUAUGCGAUUAACGCUCUGGUAGAUAUCUCCCCGGACGAGCCCGUGGAGAUGAUCAAGAAGCUCAUGGUCGGAAGCGAGGGUACCUUUGGUUUCGUGUCGCGGGCUACGUACAAUACCGUCGAAGACUACCCCUACAAGGCGUCGACGUUCAUCCUGUACCCGUCGUUCCACGAGGCUGGGCGCGCUACGGCGGCUCUGAAGAAGUCCGGGGCGUGUGACGCUAUCGAAGUGUUCGAUAGAGCUGCAUUACAUGAAGCGGAGAAGGACGAAAAGAUGGUUAACUUGGUACCGGGCCUUACUGGGUGUGAUAAGCCCUGUGCUGGGUUACUUGUUGAAUGCAGAGGGGCUUCCCAGCAAAUCUUGGACGAGCGCAUCGCCAAGGCUAUUGCUACCUUGAACGAGAGCGGUGUCCCGGUGACCGGUGCCGACGGCCCUUGUCCUGAGCCUUCUUCAUUAGCUAGAUUCCCCUUCCGACACAAACCGGAAGAAGCGCAAGUGUUCUGGGACAUGCGCAAGGGCUUGAUUCCGAAAGUAGGCGCCCAACGUACCAGAGGCACGUCGAUGCUCAUCGAGGACGUCGCGUGCGAGGUCGACAAGCUCGCGGACAUGUCCGUCGACCUCAUAGACAUGUUCGAGCGCCACGGGUAUGGGGAUGCCUCGGUCUUUGGGCACGCCAUGGAGGGCAACAUGCACCUCGUCUUCUCGCAGGGGUUCCGGAACGCGUCGGAUAUCGAUCAAUUCGCGAAGAUGAUGCAGGAGAUGUGCGAGAUCGUGGCUGUGAAGUACAAGGGUUCUCUCAAAGGAGAGCACGGCACGGGAAGAAAUGUCAGUGCCUUCGUCGAGAUGGAGUGGGGCGCCAAGGCCUACGCGCUCAUGUGGCGCCUCAAGGCCUUAUUUGAUCCGGAUUUCUUACUCAAUCCGGGAGUCUUGUUAAAUGAAGACCCCCACGUCCACAAGAAGAACCUGAAGCCGUCUCCCCUAGCUCAUGAUCUCGUUGAUGCCUGCAUCGAGUGCGGCUUCUGCGAGUCGAACUGCCCGUCUCGCGACGCUGCUUUGACGCCUAGGCAGCGCAUUACUACUUGGCGGGAGAUCAACCGGUUAGCUAGACUAGAUCUCGAGCUCAAGCUCGACGAGCCCGGUAAAGAGAGGUUAGCGGCGAUGCGCGCGGAAUACGAGUACGCCGGCCUCGACAUGUGCGCGGCCGACGGCAUGUGCCAGGAGAAGUGCCCCGUGUCCAUCAACACCGGGGAGUUGGUGAAGACCAUCCGGGAGGAGAAGCUACGUACGGCUUCUCCUUUGGCCAAUAAGGUCUCGCUAGCUGUCGUGGACCACUUCCAGUACUUCGACAAGGUCGUGCCGCCCGUUUUGAAUUUGGUGUCCACUGCUCACUCUAUCUUGGGCACUUCUACGGUCGAAACGAUUGCUGGUACCUUACAUAAGGUCGGUAUGAACCUGAUACCGCUCUGGAACCCCUACUUGCCCGCGGGUGCGAAGCCAUUGCCUCCUCUCAACCCAGCACCGGAACAACCUCAAGUAGAAAAGGGCCACUUCGCCGGGAAAGUGGUGUAUAUGCCUUCUUGCGUGACCCGUGUUAUGGGCGCCGCGCCCAGCGACCCGGAACAAGCAAGUGUCCCGGAACGAUUCCUCAGCUUGAUGGACAAGGCCGGCGUCGAAGUUAUUUAUCCGGAACAAGCCACGGAGCAGUGCUGCGGCAUCAUGUUCCACUCGCGCGGGUGUGUCGACGCGUCCGACGCGGCGAUGGUCAAACUCGAGGAAAAGCUCCUGAAAGCCUCAGAGAACGGCAAGUAUCCUAUUGUGUGCGACACGUCGCCGUGCCUCAAGCACGUGAAAGAUCAUGUCAGAGAUCCGCUGCUGAAAUUUGCCCUUUACGAGCCCGUCGAAUUUGUCGCCACGUUCCUAGGUAAUAGGCUGGACUUCGAGAAGAAGAAGGAGUCCGUGGCCAUCCACGUGCCCUGCUCGUCCAAGAAGAUGAAGCUCGAGGCGCAGUUCCAGGCUCUUGUGGGCAAGUGCGCGGACGAGGUCCACCCUUCUGGGGUUCCUUGUUGUGGGAUGGCCGGGGAUCGUGGUUUACGUUUACCGGAAUUAACGGGUGCGGCUCUACAACAUUUGGAUCUGCCCGACACGGUUACUGAUGCUUAUUCUACGUCGCGGACGUGCGAGUGCUCCUUGUCGAAUCAGUCGGACGUGCACUUCCGGUCGGUCUUGCAUUUGUUGGACGAGUGCGCCGUGCCGAAGGCGAAGGCGUCGGAGUGAGGGGUCUAACCUUAUAUGACUAGUA